AUGCCCAAACGGCCUGGUUCUCCCAUCGAAUCCAAUGCACCAGCUAAAAUAACCCGCUUCUUUCAAUCCAAAUCUUCUGUCAGCGAGCAGCGCGUUCAAAAGAGUGCAGCAAGCGCGUUAACAAGCGUCGAGUCAAAGCCCGUGACGGUGACGAAUACAGGCAAAAGUGAGGACGCAGAUGGCCCUCCCACUACAACCGGUGAAAUCACGAAUGAAAUGUCUACGAUGGAACUUUCUGAAGAGGACAAGAUUGAAAACUUGUUGAAUUUGUCGAAUUUGCAAAGCCAAGACGAGAUCAAAGCUCGGUUUGAAAAAGUUGCCACAGCGUUGUUUAGUCAGUAUCGACUACGCGUGUCUCGUAGCAAGGAAAACCCGCGUCGAAAGAAGGCGACCGAGGUCGUGCAAGCUGAGCAAGAACAGACAAGCGCUGGGGCGAAUGAAGAGGAGGAGACCGAGGAAGUUCUCGAACAUACCGACCUUCAGAUUAUGGAAAUGGAGUUUUAUUUGAUCAGCCCGGAUAUUCAUGAAGAUCCGUUUUGUCAUGGGAGCAUGGAGCAAGUACGGUACUUUCAUCGCGCUCCCAAGUUCAACAACCCAGGUGAAAUUGGCGCUGCAGUAGGCGGUGCCUACCGCGUUGGUUCACGCAAAGGAGUAGAUCUUACACUCGGUGGUCCGGUAAUCCCACCCGGUUCUGAAUCCGCCUCCUCCCCUUCCAAAUCUGGACCGCCCAUCCGUGGGGGGAUCCUCCUCCGAUCCAUCCGCGUCGUCAAAACUGGCGUGAUCAUCUCUGGCCCCUCUCUCCUCGUCGACUUUAUCUUGACGACAGCAGGUGCCGACGACCUCAACACACUCGUAGACGAACACUGGAAAGGCGACAUCUUUGCCCUCUCCCCUUCCAACAACAGCGACACCCCCACAACAAAAGGGGGUCGACUCUCCCGUCUGUCUCUCAUCCCCUUGGCCCAAUCCAACUCGUCUAAAAAGGUACAGCAACGACUGGGUGAGCCUGUCAGGGCGGUCCCGAAGAUUUAUCGGACGCCUCGAAUCGGGUUGGAUCUCGGACACUACAUGUCCAAACCCGUCAAAGAAAAUUUGAGGGUGUCGUUUGUGUCGCGCCCGUAUCGUUACCUCAUUGAGCCGCACCUCCUCAAGGUCAAUGGCCGCGCUCAGACGUUUGCGGGGAUGUUGAAGGCGACGAUGAGAGAAUUUGGGUUGCGUACGGUGCCGCUUGGUGCGUCGGAUACGGCCAAAGUGUUGAAAAAGAUUGAAAAGGAGGGAGGGUAUACGACCAAGACGGCUAGGUCGUACUUGGACUAUUAUACGACCGGGGUGCAGUCUGGGUGGAGUAGGUUGGGAACGUUUUGUGGGGCAAAUGGAAAAGGGGUAUGUCAAUCUCCGGAAAAGGUGUUGCAAAUGUUUGGAAUCCUCAGUGAAUUGGACGCAUGA
This is a messenger RNA of Acaulospora colombiana, 1446 nucleotides long. The record is from the annotation of a GenBank genome assembly. NCBI's taxonomy places the organism in Eukaryota, Fungi, Glomeromycota, Glomeromycetes, Diversisporales, Acaulosporaceae.